This is a messenger RNA of Mercenaria mercenaria, 4716 nucleotides long. Its product is annotated as ectonucleotide pyrophosphatase/phosphodiesterase family member 5-like. The record is from RefSeq and is a predicted model, not a curated record. The transcript is spliced from 4 exons. NCBI's taxonomy places the organism in Eukaryota, Metazoa, Mollusca, Bivalvia, Venerida, Veneridae. The coding region runs from base 158 to 1648 and encodes 496 amino acids.
GCGUGACAAGUAAACCGCUGUUUCAUUGUUUACCAACACUACGUUUCUGUAUGAGGCAAAACAUUUUGCAUUGAUCAAGAUAACAUUUGCUGGAUUAGAAGAUGUAUCUUGUUUAGUUUGCUAAACUUCUUUGAUGAACAGGACAUCUAAUUAAACUAUGGAAUUUUUUAAACUCUUCAACUAUUUUUACCAGACUUCGUGCGCUGCUGUUGUAUUUGUCUGCGCAUUAAGCGGCGCGUCCAUGCAAAAAUUGAUCCUGAUAUCAAUGGACGGAUUUCAGUUCGAUUAUCUGGAUUUAGUUGCACCAAAUGAAGCUAAACACUUUCAGUUUAUGAUAAGAAAUGGAGUGAAAGCUAAAUCAAUCAUGAAUGUUUUCCCGACAAAUACUUAUCCCAACCAUUACACACUUAUCACUGGAUUGUACCCAGAGAGUCAUGGGAUGGUGGACAACAAAUUUUAUGAUGCGGUAUGGAAUGAGUAUUUCGAUUUUGAUAACAGGAGAGACAACGUUGAUCCAUUCUGGUAUGAUACUGGAGCAGAGCCGAUUUAUGUCACAAAUAAAAAAGCAGAUCCUUUGCGGAACUCAGGUUCGGUUGUUUGGCCAGCCGGAAUCGGAAAAGUCAAAGGUAUUGGACCAGACAGAGUAAUUCCUUACGCAGAUUCAUGGUCCCGCAUUAAUAACACUGAACGUGUUGACACGAUAAUCUCGUGGUUCACUGAUAAGACUGUUCCUAUUAAUUUAGGACUCCUGUACUUCUUGGAGCCGGAUGGAAUAGGUCAUGUAACCGGCGGAGGUUCUAAAAAUGUUACAGAUAUGAUCAAAGUCGAGUUGGAUAACGUGUUAGGAUAUUUAUUCAAGAAAUUAAAGGAGAACGGUCUCCUUGAUGAGAUGAAUAUAAUUUUAACAUCUGAUCAUGGCUUUGCAAACUACAGCAGGGAUAAGGCAGUCUUACUUAGUGAUCACUUGAAUACGUCUUGGUAUAAAACAGGAUCUGUUCAAUUUGGAAAUUAUGCCCUUCAUAAGCAUAUCUUUCCGGAGGAAGGACUAGAAGAAAAUGUGCUUCAAGCGCUGCGUAACAUCCCUUAUUUAAAAGUAUACAGAAAAGGUGGCAGCGAGUUGGAGAGGCUACACUACAACUCUAGUACAAGGAUAGCCCCUAUUGUUAUCACUGGAUCUGAAGAAGGAGUGGUUAUAUUUCCUGAUGAAGCUAGUCGAGACAGGAUGAAAUCUGUUGGUGUCCAUGGAUAUGACCCAUACCUGGUGCCCAGCAUGCGUCCAUUCUUCCUUGCAAUUGGUCCAGCUUUCAAAAAGGGCUACGUGUCUGAACAGUUUAACUCGGUGGACAUAUAUCCUUUGAUGUGCCAUAUAUUGGGUAUCGUGCCUGCUCCAAAUAAUGGCUCCUUUGAGAAUGUGGAAUGCUUAUUGCGAGAAAAAUCAGUCAUGAGUAAGACGCACGAAAGGUCAACAACUGUGAUCUUACUUGUAAUUUUUGCCGGACUAUGUGCACUACUAGCUGGGAUAUAUUCCGUAUGUACCUGUCAGAAAGCAAGGAAACAGCUUAGACUUGGUAACAAGACAGGACCUGAAGUUACAACCACUGGGUCUGCGACGGACAGUGCAGAAGUUGAACGUCACGACGAACUCUAAGUCUGAAUUUACAGUGUACGUACCUCUACAUAAUGAAACAACAUUUUAAGGAGUAACUGAUCUAUAAAUCAGUCACGAAAAAGAGUAAAAAUAACUUGUGUGUAUAUGGAAAUACUGAAUGUUCAGUAGGAUGUAAAUCUCUUUAAACAUUGAUUUUAUUAACCUUUACCCAGCUAUAUAUUUCUAAAAUGGACUGGUCCAUCAUUCAAUUUGGGAAGUAUCACUUAUUAUUCAAAGGGGAUGUUCACUUAAAACAUGCUGAUUGAAUUUCGAAUAGUUCAGACUAAGAACGUGCAGGCUUAUCUUGGUCUGCACUGGUCGCAAAUGCAAAAUCAUUUGCCGCCAGCAGGCUAAAGGUUAAAUAACGAGAAACAUUUUUUGCAAAAAGCAAUUAAAGACGGCUCAUGUUUAAUGAUAUGCAAGUUGAUGUCUUUAGGAUAUUUCUUCUACUUGUUAAAAGAUAUUGUUUCACUAAACAGUUUGUAUUUUUUCAAUUGUCUAUUGAAACAUUACUACUUAAAUGCAGUAUUUAAGCAUUUAACUAUUAACUAUAAUUCAUUAAGCAAGCGGUCAUGUUCAUAUCAGUCCGAUGAAAUGCUCAACGUUACACAACAACUGCGUCCUCAUGAAUUAAAAUGCACGCGUUAUAAGCAUAUCUUGAUACAUAAUUUUUUUCAUGUUUUCAUCAUUGUUGUAUUAGAUUGUGUGUACUUUAUAUUUAACUGGUUUAUUACGUGAGAUUCGCUUUGGAAUAUAAAGCAUUUUCAUCUAUCGAUGAAAACCUUCUAAUUUGCCAGUAACACUACAUAACAAUGUUAAGACAUGUCGUUAGAAUGUUGGCUCUAUAACCCAGUGGUAAGAGCUGACGAUUAAAAGGUUUUCUUUUCAUGUGCUGGUUGGAGUUAUUUACCGUUUAGUAAACAAGAUAGUAUAUUAUAAUACCAUUGUUUUGUCCGGCGUAUUCCUAAGCAACCACUUGCUAGAAUUCAUCAAAAUUUCAUAGGAAGCUUCACUCCCAAGAGGAAAUGAGCAUUUUGUCUUCAUGUUCCGGUCAGAUGAUUUGUCACUGACUGAGUUAUUGCCCUUUGAUUAUUCAACAUUAGUAUACUGUAGUAUCAUUUAUUGUCCGGAGUAUUCCUAAGCAUUUUCCAUGAGUUCCAUACUCAAUAGGAUCAUUUUUACACUUUAUGUUCUUUAACAUCUUUAAAAAAUUCUUCCAGUUGAUUUUUUGCACAAGCUUAUGCAGAGACGUUUGAUGAAAAUGACCCUUAUUGAAUGAAAAUAAAAAUAACAUGAAAACAUGGGCUAAACAUGUCUACCAAUGAUUAGAUAACUUCCUUAACUGUCCUAAAGGAAACUAUUUAGCCAAGGAGAAUAUUUAAAGGCCUAGAUUCACUACUAUAUAAGUGCCCCCCCCCACCCUCAAAUCCAAUAUACAACUCCCAUCUUAUCUGCUGCUUAUCAGCGAUUAUGUAACCGUAACUGAUUAGAGGGCAAUUAGCACAGCAGGGACCCCAACUAGACCAUGAAGAUGUGUGCAGUGGAGUUGAAAGAAAUUAAUGUUUCUUCAGUGAAUGUGGAAUGAUAAUAAUGUUAAUUAUUAUUUUGAUAUUAUAUUGAUGGUAAUAAGUAUUACUUUAAUGUUAUAAUAAUGAUAGUAAUAAUAAUAAUAAUAAUAAUUAUUAUUAUUAUAUUACAUAAAGGAUGAUUAAAGAUACAGUAAUAAUAUUGAAAAUAAUAAUGAUAAUAAAACACAAGUAUAGUGAAAACUUCAGGAGUUCUUUGUGCUGACAAACAAUAUUUUUCUAAUUGGAAACUGGGUUUCUUGUAUUCAUAUAAUCAACAUUAUUUGAACUUAAAAUUAUUUUGUUCCAUCUAUACUGAAUUUUCAUUUUCAGUAUGUUGCCAAAAGUGACUUUUUUUCAUGCUUUGCUUUGUAACUUUGAAUUGCACAUACUGUUUUCAAUUUUUAGACAAAUGUUAUUUACAGUAUUCUGCAAGCAUUAGAUGAGUGAAAGUCACAAUUUUCUGAAAUAUCACAAUUCUCCAGACAUACUUUGAAAAAAUAAAAACUUGCAUAUUUCUUUAAGUAAGUUUAUCAUUAUUUCCUUAUUGUGAAAAUGAGUUUCUGAUUAUCUUAUUGUGUUUGAUCAACAAAUAUUUUUCUUUACAUAGAAAUGCCAAAAAAACCCACAACAAAACAACUAGUAUAACUUUAAAAGUUAUCAAUUAUAUAUCAAUUUAAGAUAAAUUACAUUGUUUCCCCUUCUCAAUAAUUGAUACACUUGUAAGGUAGACUGACUCUCCAAUAAACAUUGACCCUUGUUAAAUGGAACCAUACUGUGAUUGUCAUUAGCCCCCAACUGUGCUGGUGAAGACAGAAAUCCCUUGGCCCACUGCCAAAAUAUAGGCCUUUAAUGCCACUCUGAAACAUAUGUUCACGAAAAACAAAUCCACAAAUUACUCCAAGAGUGACUUUGCAUAACAAACAUGAAAGUUGAGGAUUCUUGUUCAAGGUGUAUUUUAAACCAUUAAUGCUUUUGGUGUUAGACAGACACACAGCUGCAUUUUAACUGUUAUCAUGCUGGACACGAUUGAUCUUGCCUUUGCGACCGUGCAGUCUGAUCAAGAUCUACACUGUUCGCCAUUCAGUCAGUAUCUUUUUAGUUAGCACCCACUUUAACAAUUAAUUGUACUGUCCAAAUUGAAAGAUCGACAAGUUCAUUAUAGAAAUUUAGCAAGGGUAAGGGUUAAAACUAAAACAUUAUACUGUUUAAUCAAAUUUAUUCAAUAUUAAACUGUUAGGCGAUAUUUGUCCGAGGCUCAGUGUCGGACUGCCGAAAUUUUCAAAGGCUAGCCCUAAGCAAAACAUAUUCAAUCAAAUCACAGUUAUAUACAAUAUGUUUAGAAAAUGAGCCCAUUCCUGGGAAACAACGACCGGAUUCAGAAAUGUUAUUAGCUUGAAAAUAAUUUCUCUGACUGCCAAUGGUGUCGCCAGCGACCUCACAUGGUCUUCAAUAAAUUGUGUCAGAUGUAGAAUAAAUAUUUUGAUAAAAUAAAUUGUCAAA